Molecule: messenger RNA, 2039 nt
Organism: Zonotrichia leucophrys gambelii
Lineage: Eukaryota; Metazoa; Chordata; Aves; Passeriformes; Passerellidae
Gene: ANXA4
Product: annexin A4
Exons: 13
Coding region: 127-1074 (315 amino acids)
Cellular component (GO): cytoplasm
Molecular function (GO): calcium ion binding; calcium-dependent phospholipid binding
Source: RefSeq, a predicted model, not a curated record
AGGGCGGGGACUCCGCCACCCGGGACAGCCACCAGAGCUCUGCCCGUGUGUGCCAGGGAGCCGCAGGGACAGCAGCUGUCAGUGCCCUGGACACAGACAACAACAGAUUGAGCAGAUCUGGGCAGGAUGGCAACAGUCAAGGGUGUCUCAUCUUUCAGUGCUGAGCAAGAAGCACAGGCUCUAAGGAAGGCCAUGAAGGGCCUUGGCACGGAUGAAGAUGCCAUCAUUGAGACCUUGACCAAGCUGAACGUUUCCCAGCGCCAGCAAGUUCUGAUCACCUAUAAAAGCACUAUUGGCAGGGAUUUGAUUGAUGACUUGAAGUCUGAGCUGAGUGGGAAUUUUGAAAGGGUGAUCAUUGGUUUGAUGACUCCUACCACCAUGUAUGACGUGCAUGAACUGAGGAGGGCUCUAAAGGGAGCAGGGACAGAUGAAGGCUGCCUGAUUGAAAUCCUGGCGUCUCGCACCAACGCCGAGAUCCGGCACAUCAAUGAGAACUACAAAAUCCAGUAUGGGUCCACCCUGGAGGACGACAUCGUCUCUGACACCUCGUCCCUGUUCCGCAGGGUGCUCGUGUCCCUGGCCACGGGUAACAGAGAUGAGGGAACAUUCGUGGAUGAGGCCCUUGCUCAACAAGAUGCUCAGGUGCUGUAUGAAGCUGGGGAGAAGAAAUGGGGAACAGAUGAGGUGAAGUUCUUGUCCAUCCUCUGCACAAGGAACAGGUGCCACCUGCUCAGAGUUUUUGAUGUGUACAGAGUGAUUGCUAAUAAGGACAUCACAGACAGCAUUAAAUCCGAGAUGUCAGGAGACCUUGAGGAUGCUUUGUUAGCUGUGGUAAAGUGCAUGAGGAACAAACCUGCUUAUUUUGCUGAAAGAUUGUACAAAUCCAUGAAGGGCCUGGGCACUGAUGACAGCACGCUGAUCCGGGUGAUGGUGUCCCGUGCUGAGAUAGACAUGCUCUACAUCAGGAGGGAGUUCCUGGCCAUGUAUGGAAAAUCACUCCACUCCUUCAUCAAGGGAGACUGCUCAGGGGACUACAGGAAGGUCCUGCUCAGGCUGUGUGGUGGGGAGGACUAAGGCGGCCUGGGGAACCUGCUGGGUCAUGGCAAGCAGCUGAUCAUAGAAUGGUUUAGGUUCUUAAAAGACCUUUAAGAUCAUCGAGCCCAAUCAUGAUAAAGAUUUCUUUCUUUUUUUUUUUUUUUCCUUUUUUCUCCCAAAUGCCUUAUUAAUUACUGUGAUUAUUGACUUAGGUUAGUUCAUGUUGUGGUUAGGUAGUGGCCAUUCUGGCUGACCCUUUUGAUACACUUUUAUGCUUGGAACACCCAUUUGCCUCCUAACUGGGCUGGCGAAGCCCAGCUUACACAGAAUGCUGUAACCAAAGGUAUAAAAGCUGUGUCCUGAGCAGCUGCCCCUCUGCUGUUGUGCUCACCAGCAAAAUGCACCAACUAAAGCAAACCUGAGAGUGAGAGGCUGCACAGGGAAAAGCCAGCCUCAAUGGAGACUGCAGAACAUGGGUCUGCUCCAGUUGUUCAGUAGAAUUAAAACACAAAGAAACCAAAUAUCUAAAAUACAAACGCGUUUACAUAUUAACCUGCCUCUGUUAGUGUGGAGCAUUAACAGCCUGGCUGUGCUGUGUGUAUAUGUUGCCUGUAAGUGGGGAAUUGUCACUGGUGACAUGAGGAAAACCUUGUUCUGCCCUGGAGAGAGCAGUCCUGUGUUUUUUGGUCUGUCUGCUGGAUCAUGGGAGUAUAAAUAAUUAUACUGCAGAGGUGCUGCCUGGGGUGGGUUUCAGUGCCUUGGGUCUGGCUGGGUUUCAGAGCAUUGGAAAAUGAAUAAAGAAUUUGUUUCUGUAUUUCCCAUUGCGAUGGUGUGUUCUGGGGGGGGACACAGCAAGAACUCGUUUUGUCCAGAGAUCCUGGAUGGGGAGUGGCUGCAGCGCUGCUUUUUGUGCUAAUUCAUCCACAUUCUCUUAGUCUUUGUAUCCUUUUCCUCCUGUAAGGACUAUACAACACAUAAACUCAAUCUUUGUCUCUUCUUUAUCU